AUGGAACUUAGCCAAUCAACAGCAAGGGGUGUAUUGAACUACAAUUGUAUUGCAAAUUUGGAUUCAAAAAUAACAACAUCAACAUCAAGGAAGAAAAAGAAACAGGAAAUUUUUCGUAAGAUUACAAUGAUGGCCAAUCAACAACAAAGAAUAGAUCCAUAUUUCGAUUGUGGCGGUGGUGGUGAUAUUCAAAUCCACUUGAAUGACAGCAUAGAUUCUACAUCAUCUUCAUGCUCCUCUAGAAGUAGCAACAGCAGCAGUAGCGGAUAUUACAGUAACAAAAAGCAUCACCAUCAAAAUCAACAGUCUUCGAUAGGCGAAUAUUUUAUUGGUGCAGCAUCAUCUGGUUCUCCGUCGUCUCUCCAUCAUAAUCACAGCCAUCAUAAUCAUCACCAUAUGCACUCUUGUAACAACGCUAAUGGUAGUCCACAGUGUUGCAGCAGUCAGAAAUCAACACCGAGCAUGAUCGGUGGAAAAUUCACUAUGGCCGAGGAGGAGAGUUGCGAGGACAGCGACGACGACGAUGACGAACCAUCGUUUGUCGAGGACGACGAUAGCUAUCCACUGGACGGAUGCGUGCAAAUGGAUAUCGACUCUUGGUAUUCCGGUGAUCCUCUUGUGUCAGAGGUGCUUCGAGAUAUCAAAGAAACAAUUGGAUUUAUGGAGCGUCGUGAAAUGGAGUUGGAAAGUGUCGAGAAAACCAUAUGUACACUCAAUGAAACGCGUGAAGCCAUUCAGAAAGAUAUAAAAAUGAAACGAAUGUUCCUCAAACAAAUACAAAAAAAGAAGGAGGAGCACAUUAAAACCAUUACCAAUAGCUACCACUCACUUGCUCUGCGUUACAAUCUCUCACAGAUGGAGUCACGCUCGCUCACCUUGAUUCUGCCGGAGGAAGUGAUGUUGCAUAUUUUCAAAUUCCUCUCGCCAAUGGAUCUGUGUAGCGGUGUCUGUAGGGUCAGUCGAAAGUGGCGUGCAUUGGCAUUUGAUAUUUCACUCUGGAGAGAUAUCUGUCUCCAAAGAAAGCUACUCGAUGGCUCCAGUUUCUACAAUCCAUCACCAUCAUCGUCAUCCUCUACUUUUUCAUCUUUGACAUCCUCUUCAAAUUCACAUUCCACCGAUACCAUAAUGGAAAAUCUUCAAUCAAUAAGCAAUAGCAACAACAAUGCCACCACAAGUAUCACUAAUACAAUCGAUUCGAAUGCAAACCAUGACCAACAACAACAACUACUACUACAAAAGUAUAAAUUCAACCAACAAUCUCCACAGACAUCCAGUCACACCAAUCCAAUUUGGGGCGAGAAUUGGUAUGUCGGCGAGUUCCGAAAAGAUUCCAAUUGGCGUCGAGGAAAGUACAGUACCACCGUCCUCAGAGGUCACAAAGAGAUUGUUUGGUCACUUCUCUACGAGUCAGACACCAAUAGUUUAAUCAGUGGUAGUGAAGACAUGACUGUCAAGGUUUGGGAUUGCUCAAGAAUCGGUGAGACGCACCAGUACUAUGAUGACCUCGAUGACAGCAAGAAGAGAUGUGUCAAAACACUCGGUGGUCACAAGAACGGCACAAUCUGUCUGGGUAGCACACCCAAUCGAUUAAUCAGUGGAAGUGCCGAUGGAAGUGUAAAGAUAUGGGACCGUUUCGAGGGAACUUGUGUAGAAACCAUCCAAACCCAUUCCUCAGUGUGGUGUCUACAAAUUGUCAAUGGAACACUCAUUUGUGGAUGCGUCGAUGGAACCAUGCGCGUCUUUGAUCUCAACACAUCGAGCUGUCUGCGUACUAUGAGAGGUCACACUGCACCAGUUCGUUGUUUACAAGCGAUCAACCACAACGGACAAGAACUGGUUGUCUCUGGUUCCUACGACAAAACCAUCAAAGUGUGGGAUAUGGAUGCACGUUGCAUUAACACGAUCAGAGCUCACACUCACAAAAUCAAUUGUCUCCAAUAUGAAAAUGGACAACUUGUCAGUGGUAGUCAUGAUAGUUUAUUAAAAGUAUGGGAUAUGAAUGGACAAUUAAUACAUACAUUACAGGGACAUGAUAAUAUGAUUCAUUGUCUUCAAUUCAAAGGAAAUAAAUUGCUGAGUGGCUCAACCGAUAGUACUAUCAGACUAUGGGAUUUAAAGACUGGUACACAUGUAAAUACUAUCAAAGGACAAUCUGCCGUCUGUUGUCUCAAGUUCAAUGAUUCCAAAUUAAUAACUGGAUAUGAAGAUUCAACUAUUAAGAUAUUCGAUUUUUCAUUCUAA
Heterostelium album PN500 is the source of this 2241-nucleotide messenger RNA. Its product is annotated as F-box/WD repeat-containing protein. Gene Ontology annotation, molecular function: protein binding. Lineage: Eukaryota; Evosea; Eumycetozoa; Acytosteliales; Acytosteliaceae. The record is from RefSeq and is a predicted model, not a curated record. The coding region runs from base 1 to 2241 and encodes 746 amino acids. The transcript has 2 exons.